Molecule: messenger RNA, 240 nt
Organism: Dentiscutata erythropus
Lineage: Eukaryota; Fungi; Glomeromycota; Glomeromycetes; Diversisporales; Gigasporaceae
Source: the annotation of a GenBank genome assembly
ACCAUUCUGGUCGCACUGAAUAAUGAAUUCAAUCCUAAAGAGACCAUCACUACUACCACCGAAUUAAAUGCAUGGGGUAUAUGCUUCCCACACAAUUUUUCUCAGCCUGUUAUGAGAUCCGAGGCUUACAAAAGUGUAAGUUUUGAUCGAGUCACAAUGGAUGAACUCUUCAAUGAUCCUGUUAAUUCAUUUCAAAUCCCCAAAUCGGUCGAAAAGUAUUUAAUGGAAAGUCCAAAUUAA